Messenger RNA from Synchiropus splendidus (mandarinfish), 3870 nucleotides. It is a transcript of the gene stk10, whose product is annotated as serine/threonine kinase 10. The record is from RefSeq and is a predicted model, not a curated record. Gene Ontology annotation, molecular function: ATP binding; protein serine/threonine kinase activity. The transcript is spliced from 20 exons. Bases 227 to 3319 code for a protein of 1030 amino acids. Gene Ontology annotation, biological process: protein phosphorylation. NCBI's taxonomy places the organism in Eukaryota, Metazoa, Chordata, Actinopteri, Syngnathiformes, Callionymidae.
UUCACUGCUCCGUGUUUUCCUCCGCAGGUGCCUCAGCACGCCGUCGCGCCUCGCAACAUUCUCAAUGGAAAUGUGACUUCUCCGCUUUGGAAGCAGAAAUACAACCGAGGAAUGGACGAAGUUGAAUGAUUUACCCGAGAAAACCAACGUGUCCGGGCGCUGGGAGGAAUGUAGCGACCAGUAAAGACUCUUUCUUCUAAGUAGUUUAUGAUAAAAAAAAAAAAAAAUGGCGCUCGCAAGGUUCAGCAAAAUCCUUCGGCUACCAACAAUUGAGAUUAAGAAGAAAGUGAAGCAGUACGAGCACGUCCAUCGAGACAUCAACCCCAACGACUUGUGGGAGAUAAUCGGCGAGUUGGGCGAUGGGGCGUUUGGGAAGGUUCACAAGGCUCGGAACAGGGAGACGGGGGCUCUGGCUGCGGCCAAAGUGAUCGAGACCAAGAGUGAGGAGGAGCUGGAGGACUACAUGGUGGAGAUCGACAUCCUGGCCAAAUGCAACCACCACUACAUUGUCAAGCUCCUGGACGCCUUCUACCACGAAAACAAACUCUGGAUUAUGAUCGAGUUCUGCCCCGGAGGAGCCGUGGACGCCACCAUGCUCGAGUUGGACCGCGGGCUGACGGAGCCGCAGAUUAAGGUGGUGUGUCGGCAGAUGCUGGAGGCGCUGACGUACCUGCACAGCAUGAAGAUCAUCCACAGAGACCUGAAGGCGGGGAAUAUCCUCCUCAUGCUGGACGGAGACAUCAAGCUAGCUGAUUUUGGGGUGUCUGCCAAAAAUACCAAAACCCUACAAAGGAGAGAUUCCUUCAUCGGAACGCCAUACUGGAUGGCCCCGGAGGUGGUGAUGUGCGAGACCAUGAAGGACGCCCCGUACGACUACAAGGCGGACAUCUGGUCUCUGGGAAUAACGCUCAUUGAGAUGGCCCAGAUCGAGCCGCCGCACCACGAGCUCAACCCCAUGAGGGUCCUGUUGAAGAUCGCCAAGUCGGAACCCCCCACCCUGGAGCAGCCUCACAAAUGGUCAAUGGAGUUCAAAGAUUUCCUGAGGAUAUCGUUGGAUAAAAACCCGGAGACCCGCCCAACUGCAGCGCAGCUCCUGGAGCACCCGUUCGUGAGCUCGGUGAAGUCCAACCGUCCGCUGAUGGAGCUGGUGGCCGAGGCCAAAGCCGAGGUCAUGGAGGAAAUCGAGGACAAUAGAGAGGAAGGAGAGGAGUUCGACGCCAUGGAGCUCACUGUGUCUCCCGAUCAGGAGCCUUGUCAGACCAGUCAGACCAGUUUGGAGGGGGACCACUUGUCCGACUCGCACAGCCCCACCACACCCUCCUCCCCCACCUCGCUGUCCAUCCCUGAGAAGGAAGAGCAGCCGGAGACGCCGACAGAAGAGCAGCCAGGCUCAGCCAUGGUCGCCCCAGUGCCCCUGCCCAGACAGCUCCUCCCUCCCCGAGACCCCAUCGUGGACGACGGAGGCGACACUCCUGAGACGGAGAAGUGCGGAAGUGAAGCUUCUACCAAGACCUCCAGCUCGGAUUCUGGAAUCGAGGAUGGGAAGAUGACCCCGACCUCUGAGGAAGAGAAGGUGACGGUAGAGACCCCACUGAGCGACCACCAGACCUCUCUUGCUCCCUCUGAGGCGUCUGACGAAAGUGAAGACCUGUCUGUGAAAGAAGAACCGACGGUCCAGGUGACCGAGGAGGAACGUAGCGAGCCGGUCAAGAGAGAAGAGCCCAGUCCUCCUACCACUCCAACACCUUCUCCUCCAUCUUCAACUGCUGCUACCCCAGUCCCUGCUUCACGCUCAGGUCUGGAUGGAGACCUGACAAGGACGUCUUCACAGAAGGAGCGGACGGAAGUUCCUGCUGAGAACGUCUCCCCUUACAUCAACGGCGGCAUCAUCAACAAACGGUACUCGAAUUCCAGCAGCAUGGUGUCGGAGAGCAUGGAUCUGUCUGGGAGCAAGGACAUCAUCAGCCUCUCUCCACGGGCCCAUUCGAGGAAGACCUUAAAGAGGACCCGGAAGUAUGUCAUCGACGGGGUGCAGGUGAGCGUCACCACCUCCAAGAUCAUCGGUGAAGACGAGAAGAAAGAUGAAGAGAUGAGGUUCCUCAGGCGCCAGGAGCUGCGUGAGCUGCGUCUGCUGCAGAAGGAGGAGCACCGAGCUCAGGCCGUGCUCAACACCAAGCUGGAGGCUCAGCGCGAGCAGAUGCAGAGGAAGUUCGACCAGGAGAUGCAUGCCAAGAAGAAGCACUUUGACGUGGAGCUGGAAAACUUGGAGAAGCAGCAGAAGCAGAUGAUCGAGAAGAUGGAGGCGGACCACCAUUUCAGGUUGAAGGAGGAAACCAGGCGCAUCAAGUCGGCGCAGGAGCGCGACCUGCAGCGCUUCCACGAUCAGCUCAAGCACAAGAAGAAGGAGGUGAAACAUUCCGUGGACAAACUUCCCAGGAGUCAGCGGAAAGAGUCUCUGAGGCAGAGCAUGCACGCGUACCAGGAGAUGAAGACCCGCGAGGAGGACAAGUUCCUGCUGGCUCAGAGGAACCAUCUGGACACCACGCUGAAGAAAAUCAUCUCCAACAACAAGCAGGAGAUUGCAGCGAUGGAGAGGACCUGCCUGGAGAAGAAGCACCAGCUCAUCCGAGACCGCGAGGCGGCCACCUGGGACAUGGAGGAGAAGAACCUGCACGAGAGGCACCAGCUGCUGCGCCAGCAGCUGAUGGACCAGCACUUCCUGCAGAGGCACCAGCUGGUCAAGAAGCACGAGAAGGAGAUGGACCAGAUGCAGUGCUACAACCAGAGGAUGGUGGAGAUCCUGAAGGCUCGGCAGCAGCAGGAGAAGAGCCGCCUGCCCAAGAUCCAGAGGGGAGAAGCCAAGACCCGCAUGGCCAUGUUCAAGAAGAGCCUGCGCAUCAACUCCUCAGGAAGCUCCUCGGAGGAUCGCGAGAAGAUCAAGCAGUUCUCCCUGCAGGAGGAGCGACGGCAGAAGGUGGAGCGGCAGCAUCAGCAGCAGAAGCACGAGAACCAGCUGAGAGAGAUGCUGGGCCAGUGUGACGCCAACAUCCGGGAGCUGCAGCAGCUGCAGAACGAGAAGCGCCACCUGCUGACGGUGAACGAGACGCAGCGGCUCAAACAGCUGGACCUGCAACACAACCAGCUGCUGAAGGAGUGGAAGGACAAGCUGAAGCCGCGCAAGAAGGCCCUGGAGGACGAGCUCACCAUGACCAAGCGCGACCAGGAGGCCUUCUUCCGGAUGAGCCAGGUGGUCUCCAACCCCAGCUCCCCCAACAAACUCUCCAAGUUCGUGCCUUACCAGGAGCCCAUCGACACGUAGUCGGCUCCCGCUCGCUUCCCCUUUUAAGUAUUUAUGUUUUAACUUAUGCCCCUUUUUAUUUUGGCUGUCGUUCUUUCAUAAUGAACCAAAAAUGAUCAAACUAAACUGAUACAUAUCAGUGACAAAUACUGCCUUAAUCAUUACUUUUCAUUCGUCAUGAUUCAUUUUUAUUCUCCCUCCAAAAAAAACAUUUUAUUUCAUCAAGUAUGAAGGAUUUAUUUUAAUAAAAGGGACGUGUGGUUUACUGUUAUUAUUAUUAUUUAGGAUUGUGUUUUCUUCUUUAUUCUACUGUAAAAUCAGCGACACUGGAUGAAAGUGACAGAAGCCAAAAAAAGGCCUGGGGUUUUUCCAGCUGCUGCGAGGACCUGCCCACCAAGUGCAAUAAUACUGCUCUGUCUCUUCUGUCCUGAAACAAUGUCGGCACUCGGGUCCAGCUCAGUCCAACGGUAUAAAUGGUGUUUCCUGUCGUCUUCCGGCCUCGUUUACAUGGAGUUUAUUUUGUUGUACAGAACUAAUAAAUCAUAUUUUAUAAAGAUGAGCUCCUCGUCACG